Messenger RNA from Bactrocera oleae (olive fruit fly), 1019 nucleotides. RefSeq lists its product as uncharacterized. NCBI's taxonomy places the organism in Eukaryota, Metazoa, Arthropoda, Insecta, Diptera, Tephritidae. The record is from RefSeq and is a predicted model, not a curated record.
CAUUUAUGUACAUAUAUAAAAGCACUGCAGACAUUGUAGAACCAACAGAUUUCCUUUGUGGACUCAAGUGUCAACAACUAGUGUUGAAAGUAGCACGCGGAAAGCCGAAAAAAGUAUAACAAACAUGAGAAGCAUCAUUGCGCUUUGCUUGCUGGCCACAGCUUUUGCCGAUAAACUAGGCUACAACUAUCAACCAGUGCCGCAUUCUGAGGAGGGCCUAUCCUUCACACCCGGUAGUAUUGCCGCUCGCCAUAGUAUUUUUCCAUUAUCAGCAGCUCAACAAGCUCCAGUUGCAGCCACUCGCAAUAUUGCAACAACUCAACUAACUUCGGCUCCUGCCCCAGUUGCUCUUGCUCCAGUCCAAACCGAAUAUCAAAAAGAGUUCUACACUUAUACGGCGCCACAAGAAGAAAGUGACAAUGCUGCCGAUCACGGAAAUAUUGCCAAUUCAUUGAGGAAAAAUCUGCGCGUUAUCUUCAUCAAAGCGCCAGAAAGUAGUCCUCUCGAAAACGCUGCUCUCAAACUAGCGAAACAAGCGACAGAUGAGAAGACUGCCAUCUAUGUUUUUACCAAACAGACUGACAUUGGCAGCUUGGCGCAACAAUUGAAAAAUAUCGGAACACAAUCUAGUUCCAAGCCGGAAGUACACUUCGUCAAAUAUCGUACACCACAAGAUGCCGAAAAUGCACAACAAGCUAUUCAGCAACAGUAUGACAGUUUGCCUGGCCCAUCAACUAAUUCCAAUGAGGGUACUGCGCCAGUACUAAACUUUGCUUCGCAGACACCGGUUACCGCUGCACCAGCACCAGCUGGACCGAGUGCUCAGUAUCUACCAGCUAACGCAGUGCCUUCACAAGAGUAUUUGCCACCAAGUUUUCGCCGUUUCCGUAACUAAAUACCUAACGGUGCAUUUUCGUUUUAUAUUUUUAAGGGCUUUUUGCUAAAUUGUUCGAGAACUAUUCAUAAAUUCAUGUAAAUAUACUAAACGCCAAAGUGAUUUUUCACACAACAAAAAAAAA